UUCAGUGAAAUCGGUUUUCCAUAAAUUAUGAGUUUAAUAUAAAGAAUUAUUGUUAAUUAGUUAUUUAUUGUUUGUUUGAUAUGUAAACGGUCUACAAUGUGUUUUAUGUCUUUCAAAAAUGGCAUGUUCUAAAAUUCAAAAAGAUGGAACCGGUGCACGUGACAUGGUACCAGCAAUGGACAAACUAUACGAUUUGAUGCACGAGAAACACGUGUUUAUCAACUACAGUCAGCCGGAAAUAGAGGAUAUAUCCAAAGCAGUCCAAAUACUUCUGACAAGGCUUAUUGGCUGUUAUAACAAUCGGAAUGGAAGGUUUGUUAUAACAAAGUUCGUACCAGGUGGUAGUAUGGUGGAAAAGACCAGAAUCUGGGAGAACCAGCAGGGUCCAAUGAUCGAAUUUGAUUUUCUUGUGUUAUUGCAGUAUCGUUACGAAGCACAACAUGUUGGCUACGGCUGUCCUGGUCAUUUAAAACUUUUGAAUUUCAAAACGGCCAGAGGCGAUGAUGGGAAAUAUACCAUGACAGAAGAAGAGUUAAGAGCAGACGAGGUUGUAAAUGAGCAUAACAGUGUGAUUUCAAAUAUCCUGGAAGAUAUAUGCAAGAAGAAUACAAACUGUACAGUUCACGCUUGUGGUUGUGACGUCAAAUGUAGUGACGUCGUCUGUUGCAGUGAUCAAACAUCUAAUUCAUGCGCAACGUUUCGAGUUGACACAGGCUCUGGGUGGCUAGAAUUUGAAGGAUUGGAGGAUGAAACUAAGAGCUUUCUUAAACCAAUUAUUAUGAAAUGGCACAGCAACAGUCAAACAUUAAUUAAACCAAAAAUAUCAAAAGAAAUCGACAUUGUCGAAACGAGUCCAAAUGAAAUCAAAAUAAUGGCCGAUUUUAUUCCGGGAUUUCAGUUUUCGCGAUCAAGAAUUCCAGAAUUAUUUGAGUGCAAUUUUCCAAAAUUUCCUAAUAAUGUUCAAGAGCCUGAUGAGUUUUUCCUGGUGCCAAAAUUGUGUCCUAAACAACACCCAACAUGUUGGAGAAUAUCUUACUGUGCAAGCGAAGUGCAAUCAAUGACGUCAACGCAUCAAAAACACAGGGACGCUUAUAAAAUGAUCAAAGUGUUUAAAAAUUACGCGCUAGAGAAUACAAUCUUGUCAACUUACUUCAUGAAGUCAGUUGUUCUGCGUCAUAUCGAUCAUUGUGAAGCAGACGGACCGGAAAUGCAGCCAUGUUUGACCGAGAUGCUCGAGUAUACAUAUAAAUGUUUCAAGAGGCACGAAUUACCUCACUUUGUACUUGGACAUGAUCUUUUCGAGAACAGGAUAUUUUUUCAGAACGCAAAACAAGAAGAGGUGUUCUUAAAGAACUUUAAACAGCUAGUCAGUGAGUUGAAGAAAGAUCGUUUCCGACGUUUUUUAACAGAAGAAGGUAAGAAGACGAAGAAAUCGUUACAAAUAAAAGACAUGCUGCAGAGGAUUGCCAAGUUGCUAACAAGCCACAGACAAUUCUAAAACAUUGUAAACUGUUGGUUAUUCUAACAAUCUGUACACGAUUGUGAAAAAGUAACUGGAAUUUCUAUUUAACUUAUGUUAUUUAUAAUAAUCUGUCUAACCAUUGAAAAAAUGUUAGGCAAUUCUAACUAAGAUACAGAAAUUCUAACUUCAAUAGACAAUUCUGGUUAACCAUAAAUCCUAAAGUGACGCAGGCGAUAUAUCCGGACAAUAGGAUUUUCAUUCACCAUUUGCAACUCUAACAAGAGUUUAGUAUUUUUGGAAAUCAAAAGUUUGAAAGUUAAAUAGUGGUUUAGACCGGUGAUGUAUUAAAAUGACCCAUUUGUUGUUGGUACAAUGUAUGUAAAAUGUUAGGAUUACUAGUUAAGUAAGUGAUAAGUAAGUAAAUAACCCGUCACCGUCACCCCACCCCAACCCGCCGGAUCCCCGCCACACACACACAUAUUAGCUGAAUAUCUUUAACAUUACAAUGUAUAUAAUAUAUACACUUAAUAAUAUACAUGUUCCAUUUGACUAAUUACUGCAACAAAAUAUAGAUUAUUUUACAUUAGCUUCAAAUCUCGCGAACAAAAAUAGAUCAAAGGAGGGAUUUUGUGAUGUGUAUUUAAAAAUAACGUAUUGAAUUUGACUUCGGAAAUUCCACUGUCCACUUGAUACAGCCUAUCCUUGAAAGUUAAAUAUAAGUAGAUAAUAGAUAUAUACUCUUGACUGAUUUAAUAUACAAAACUUGAUUUAUGUAUGGAUAUGACAUUAUUGCUAUUUAUAGAUUAACAUUUAGUUAAAUUGCGGGUAUCAGUGUCGUCUGCUUGUUAGCCGGUUUAUUUACGUACAUUCAUUUAAAUCAGGACAUAGAUUUAAGGAGAAAACAAUUUGAUUGUAUUAUUAUGAAAAAUGAUAGCUUUUUACUUUUUACAAGGUCAGAUAUAUUUCACAUUAAUAUUGAUAUGAUCAUCUUCUGACAAAUCUGACAAGAACAACAUCAU
This is a messenger RNA of Ruditapes philippinarum (Manila clam), 2481 nucleotides long. RefSeq lists its product as uncharacterized. The transcript has 2 exons. The record is from RefSeq and is a predicted model, not a curated record. Bases 119 to 1498 code for a protein of 459 amino acids. Lineage: Eukaryota; Metazoa; Mollusca; Bivalvia; Venerida; Veneridae.